Molecule: messenger RNA, 2401 nt
Organism: Ceratitis capitata (Mediterranean fruit fly)
Lineage: Eukaryota; Metazoa; Arthropoda; Insecta; Diptera; Tephritidae
Exons: 15
Coding region: 326-2323 (665 amino acids)
Source: RefSeq, a predicted model, not a curated record
UAACAAAGUGCCAUAAAAGGAAGUUAAGCGGUAAAACUAAUUGAGAAAUUAUGUAUUUCACACAAAUAAAUGGCUAUAGAACAUUAAAAAAACCCCUCCUUAUUAUAAUAUUUCGCCAUUAAUUGAUGUUUUGAUUUACUUUACAUUGGUUUACAAAUGAAAACGCUUUAAAUAACAAUAAUGAAAGCAAAGAAGCCAAGUGCCGUUAAGACCGGAAAUGCCGUUUACUAACGGUCACCAUAUUUUAAGAACUAUUUAAUCUUAUACUUUCAAGUUGUGCUGUUUGUUUUAAAACAUCUGAAUAUCUUUUAGUUUGGUUUAUAAAAUGCUUGCUGAUUUUCAGGAAUUAUGGCCAUCCAGUCAAAAAGGUGUUUUACCGAAACCGAAUAAAUUACAAACAAUAAAUGUUAUAAAAAUUUGCGAAAAGCUGAGUUUAGCCAUUACACAAGUAUGCAAUGGCCUACAACGCACACUGGAUGUAGCACGGCGUCGAUCACGCGAAGAGCUCACCUUUCGUUCCGUAUCUGGUCUUUGUUAUACAACUUUGCGGAUUCAUGAAGUGCAAGUCAAUAACUUGUUGAACAAGUCAAAAGAGCUGGUAGUGCAAAGUCAGGAUUGGUCUACAAUGCAAGUAAAAAAACGAAGUCAGCCCAGUAAAUGCUUAGUGUCAUAUUCCUCAAAAAAGAAGAGACGUGCAACAAUAGAACACACAGUCCAGGAUGUCACAAUAACAAAUUAUACGCAGUUGCUAGAUGAAACAAAUAAAUUUGUGGAAUGGGGCAAAACUGCAGAGCUCGCAAAUGGAAAGGUAUCGAAAGCCAAUGGACAUAGUAGAACUACCUGCAUUCACAUACGUGAGAUUACCAUUAACGAGUUAGAAACAUGCAAUGAACACUAUUUAUACGAUGAAGAUGAUGGAUUCGGUAGCAAUACAGCUGAUGAAUUAGCUUCAUUCAUACAUUUGCUCGAAGACCAACCUAUUGGACAAAAAUCAUUGGCGAAGGCACCCAAAAGGAAGGCUAUUGAGGCAGCUGUUGUCUGCGAGAAAAAAUCGAAAGCGAAUGCAGAUCAACUUGUCGUUGCAACAUUGGAAGAGACACCCCGGAGCAAGAAGGUGGUAGAAGCGUCUACACUUUGCGAGAAAAAAUCUAAGAAUAUUCAAAGUCUACAAAUUAAUACUGGCCAGGAUGUUGAACUCCCUGAUAUAGAAGUUGCACGAUGCAAUGCUUCUACUAAUGAAGUGAUUGAAGAUUUUAUACCAACUAUAAAUAACUGCGAAAAGAGUAAUUCUCAUGAUUUCAGUAGUGAGCCUUUAAAUGAUAUUAGCUUUGACAACGUUCAGAAGUGUAAUGGCCCGGAAGUGCUUGUGCAUGAUACCCCUAACAAUGGAAAAAACAUUUCAUGUAUUUCCUAUAAGGCUUUUCCCUCUAGCACGCCCUCUAUCAAAAGAAACAUUAAAUCUCGCAAUAUAAUUAUCGAUGAACGCUUAGGCCUUACAGAAGCUGAAAUGCGUGAGCAGUUGCAAGCGCGUACAAAUAUCCCGAUGAAAAUAAGAAAAUUUAGAGCGAAGAUUCAGUGGAAUAGCAGAAAUUGCUUGGCAAGUACCAAACAUUAUGAAAGAAUAUUGCCAUCUGCCCAUGAACUAUUAACUAGACUUAAUCGCAAUUGCAUUGCUAUGCGUAAGUUUAAGGUGAAGAACAGAGUUAAACGUAUGAAUUUUGAAUCCUCUAAUGAGAGUACGACCUUUCGUAAUCUUCUUUAUGCUAUUUGCAACUGUGAAAUUACUGAUCACUUGGCUACACAAAUUUACAAAAAUUGGAAUGAAGUUGCAAACCCAGAUACAAAAGUUGUAAAUAAAUUAAGAAAUCCAAGUCAGCUAGAUGCUGAACAAAAUGAAGUGCCAUACUACAAUGAAUUAACAUUAUCAACCAAUAAUACAAUCUCAAACGAAGUUAAUAACAACAAUUUAGAACGAGUUUCUAAAAAUACAUCCUCAUCUGACGAGCAAGAUGAGUGGAGUGCUUACAACAUCAUGAUAAAAUUAUUAAAUUUAUGGCGCACUGAAAAUAUUGCAGACGAUUCAAUUCCCGUGGAAUACAUUUUUCCACAAAAUAAAACUAGUAGGAAAGUAGCUGCUAAGGGAUUUGGCGCACUAUUAAAACUUGCCGCAAAAAAUUUUAUUGUUUUAGUAUCAAUGGAGCAUACUAAGCAUUUGCAAAGGAUACAAUUAGGUGCUGCUUCGGUUAAACUUAUACAGCAAAAUAAACUAAAUGGAAUAGCAGAGAAACGCGUUAAUAACGGUUAUCGCGCUCAAGGAAAUUGAAUAGAUAUUUGGAGUAUGAUAUUUAACUGUUGUAAAUAUACUUUUAUAGUAUCAUCUAUUAAUGUUAAAAUUGUUAUA